AUGGCUGAAUCAACAAAGAAUUUAAGACCAUAUUAUGAUUCAGAAACCUUCCAUGCUGGAGGUCCUGCAAUUUAUAGACCAGGAAUUGGUGUUGUUGAUGAACAUGGGAAUACUAUUGCUUCCAAAAUCGUCAGUUCUUCCAAUUUGAAAAGAUCAAUCAAUAAUUCAUUGGGUAUAGGAAGUGUCUCUAAAGGGUUUAGUGGGAAUGGUAAAUCAUCAAUGAAGAAUCUAAUACGGAUAAAUCAAUAUAAUGAAAAUAUUAAAAAAAAUAUGUAUUCAGAUUUAGAAUUUUCAGAAUAUUUUGAAUUACAAAAUGUUAGUGAAUUAAUCAAAUCUUUAAUAAAUUCAUUGAUUAAAAGUUAUUUAAGAUGUUUAAUUGCUCAACCUUUUGAAGUUGCUAGAUUAUUAUUACAAAUUGGUGAUAUACAAACAACGGGUUCUCAAAGCGUUAAUUCACAAUCCAAUGGAACUAAGAAAAACUUUAAUACUACAAAUAAUAAUGAUAAUAACGAAGCUGAUGAUGAUGAUGACGAUGAUGAUGAUGAUGAACAUGAUGAUGAAGUUUAUUAUUUCCGUUCUAAACAUGAAGAUGAUGAACCAGAACCAUCAAGAAGAACAAGAACAAUUAAACGUAAAGUGGAAACAUCUCCAAUAAGAAGUCAAAAAACACCAUCACCAAUACCUUUACGUAAAAAAAAUCCAAAUCAUAUCACACCAGUUUCAUUAAAUACUGUUGAUGUUAUGUCAAGUUUAUUAUCAAAAGAAGGAACAAGAGGAUUAUGGAGAGCAACUAAUGCAACUUUUAUAUUCAAUGCAUUAUCAUCAACUUUAGAAGCAUGGAUUACAGGAUUUAUUUCACCUUUUUUACAAAUUCCUGAUCCAUUUUUCGUUGAUGUUGCCCAUUCACCAGAACCUACUACAACCUUAGCAUUAUCAAUUACAGCUUCAAUUUUAACAGGUUUAUUACUAGCACCAUUAGAUUUGAUCAAGACUAAACUGAUUGUUUCUUCAAUUAAUAAUAAUGAAAGAAGUAUUAGAAAUUCUAUCAGGGAUUUAAAAUAUUUCACAUGUCCAAUUUCUUUAAUUAUACCAAAUAUUUUGAAUACUUUAGCAAAUACAAUUUUUAAGAAAUUUACACCAUAUUUAAUUGUUGUUAAAUUUGGUAUUGAUUCAUAUGCUUCACCAGUUUUAAAUAGUACAAUUGGUGUUGUUUCAUCUGUUUUAGAGUUAUUUGUUAGAUUACCAAUUGAAACAUUAUAUAGAAGAGCUCAAGUUGCAUUUUUAUUGAAAAAAUCAGAAGAUGGUAAUACAUUAAAGAUUAGAAAUGAAGACCAAUUAAUUGUUGGAUUUGGUGGUUAUUCAGGUCUUUUCAAAACAUUAUUUGAUAUUUAUCAUCAUCCAGGUCCAAAUGGUGGUAUUGAAGCAUUAUUUAGAGGUUGGAGAGUUGGUUUAUUAAACCUUUUUGGAAGUUUAGGAUUAAAUUUCUUACAACAAAAUUAUGAUGAUCAAAGUUUUAAAGAAGAGAAGUUUUAA
Molecule: messenger RNA, 1533 nt
Organism: Hansenula ciferrii
Lineage: Eukaryota; Fungi; Ascomycota; Saccharomycetes; Phaffomycetales; Wickerhamomycetaceae
Gene: UGO1
Product: mitofusin complex protein UGO1
Exons: 1
Coding region: 1-1533 (510 amino acids)
Source: RefSeq, a predicted model, not a curated record